This is a messenger RNA of Brachypodium distachyon (stiff brome), 804 nucleotides long. RefSeq lists its product as uncharacterized. Bases 202 to 546 code for a protein of 114 amino acids. The transcript has 3 exons. The record is from RefSeq and is a predicted model, not a curated record. Lineage: Eukaryota; Viridiplantae; Streptophyta; Magnoliopsida; Poales; Poaceae.
AGUUGUUCUCGGAGUCUGGAUCUUUUUGAUGUACCAGCCAGACAGAAUGGAGGGAUUAAGUAAGGCGAAAUUUUUGAAUUACUGGAGUACUAUGGUGCUAUCCUGUCACUCCGGAUUAACUUACUGUGGAUGGAGCAGCUAGCUGAUUAACUGAGAUAUAAGAGGUCCGGUAGACAAGGUUGACGUAGUUAAAAGUUCACCAUGAACUGCAGAAGCACUACUGCUUCAACUCUUCUUACAGUUGCCCUGUUCAUCUCCCUGCUUGCACUUGACCACCCCGUCGUUCAUGCUCUCCACGUGAAAGAGUCGACCAUACCGACCGGUGAUUCCUCGUCUACGAAUGAAGGACUACAGCAAUGGAGCAGGAAGCUCGAUGUGGGGAAGACCAAGCAAGUUGAAAACGUGGGAGUGAAGGCAUCGAAGGGACAAGCAUCUUUCGGUUCAAGCUUUCGCAAUGGAGGGAGGUCUGGUGUUGAGUCUGCUAAGAUGGUCGUGGUUGCUCGCCGUGGUGGAGGUCCCGUGCCGCACCCGAAAAAACACAACUAAGUAUGAGUAGAUAGAUAGAUACAAAGCUAGCGACUUAUUAAGUUGAUCUUGUUGUAUUUAUUAUCUGAUUUAGAGUAGUUUUGUUUUCCUUUUUGUGUUCUACCUCUCCAUCUCUGUAGUCUCUUGGUGAAACUAAUUUAGCUAGGAAACAGAGAUCAGACUCCACACUGAGCAUAGUGUAUUAGGCUAAUAGCUGCUUGUUGACAAAUUAGUUUCAACUUUCCUAUAUAGUGCACACACUUUAUUCUCCGUGAUGAA